AUGAGGCGUACCCAGCAGCAUGCCCAGUGGUGUGACCGAUGGCCACGAGAUGCUGUGUCUAGUGGUGUUGUGGCAAGGGCCAUCUCCAUCGGCCCAUUGAAUGUGUCCGCUAGUUUGCUCAGCAUUUUCGCCCGUGUGGUGCCCGAGUUGAACGUCCUACUGGCCGCGCUUCGGCCCCUCGGACAGGUCGGAACUGUUGGCCGUGCCGAAUUCGCCGACUUCGGAUAUGUCAGUGAUGGAAGUGGAACUGGAAGAAAUGUGACACCACUUCUUUUGAUAGCUGGAGCCGAUGUGAACGCUUUCGAUUCGUCGUCGACAUUGAAGGUUAUGCAAGAAACUGUGACGGUUGGCAAUGCACAUAUGGUCUCGUUGUUCCUCAGCAAUAAUGGCCUCAUCCAUCAACCUCAAUGUGCGAAAAAUGACCAACAGGAUAACCGUGAAUGGUCGGCCCUCGUGGUCGCCGUCAAUAGAAAUCAUCUACCAUCUGUACAACUUCCGUUAGGAAGGACAUUGGCACACAUCGCAUGCUUCUCGGCUUCUCGAUUAGUAGUUGAUCGACUGCUGGAGUGCGGUAUACCAAUUGAGGAUUGCUACAAGAACGGGCUAUAUCCUAUUCAGAUCGCUAUAUUGCAUCAGAAUAAAGAUGCUCUUGAGGCUGUUCUAAGCAGGUACAUUUUCUGAGAAAAGAGGUUUGAGGAUGCAAUGCAUCGCCUUCACUGCACGUUGAAUAAGUGUGAACUUUGUCUGGACAACCAGAAGCUGCAAGACAUCCAUAGUGGUCUGACGAAAGUUCGUCUACAAAUCAUGGUGUCUAUGGCGAGAGAGCUCCGACGACAGGGAUGA
Messenger RNA from Angiostrongylus costaricensis, 843 nucleotides. The record is from the annotation of a GenBank genome assembly. NCBI's taxonomy places the organism in Eukaryota, Metazoa, Nematoda, Chromadorea, Rhabditida, Metastrongylidae.